This is a messenger RNA of Acanthopagrus latus (yellowfin seabream), 2960 nucleotides long. RefSeq names its product suppressor of SWI4 1 homolog. The transcript has 13 exons. Gene Ontology annotation, cellular component: preribosome, large subunit precursor; membrane. Gene Ontology annotation, biological process: G protein-coupled receptor signaling pathway; ribosomal large subunit assembly; rRNA processing. Bases 237 to 2777 code for a protein of 846 amino acids. Lineage: Eukaryota; Metazoa; Chordata; Actinopteri; Spariformes; Sparidae. The record is from RefSeq and is a predicted model, not a curated record. Gene Ontology annotation, molecular function: G protein-coupled receptor activity; rRNA binding.
AAACUUGCUAGGAACUAGUAUCAGUCGUGAGCAACACGGACACAUUAGUGUGUGACACACGGUGGUAGAACCAUGUGGAAGGCGUCGUGUCGACUUCGUAGUUGAGUUGUUCCAGCGGUUGUAGACUCAGUUUUCCGACAUGAUGAGUGGAGUUGUCCUUCACAGCAUAAAUAUAGUUUAGUGACAUUUGGUGUCACUUUGUGGACACAUUCAGCUUCCGUACAUCUCGCUGAAUAAUGGGGAAAUCCAAGACCAAGAACCAGAAGAAGGCCCGAGCAACAGCCAACCAUGUGGCCGAGGAGGUUUACGGAAGCGUCCCCCACUCCUUCGUGUUUCACCGGGGACAGAUCGGGAAAAACGUGGGUCAGCUCAUCAUGGACGUGCGCAGAGUCAUGCAGCCGUUCACAGCAGAGUCCCUGAAGAUUAGGAAGAAGAACGUGCUGAAGGACUUUGUGACCAUCGCAGGACCGCUGGGCGUGACGCACUUCAUCAUCUUCAGCAAGACGCCCACCAGUGUCAACAUGAGACUUGCUCGACUUCCCAAAGGUCCCACGCUUCACUUCAAAGUGCUCAAGUACGCUCUCGUCAAAGACGUCGUCUCCACUCUGAAGAAGCACCGGAUGCACGAGCAGCAGUUCACUCACCACCCGCUGCUCAUCCUCAACAACUUCUCAUCUGAGGGCAUGCAUGUCAAACUCAUGGCCUCCAUGUUCCAAAACAUGUUUCCUUCCAUUAAUGUGCACAAGGUAAGCCUCAACAACAUCAAGAGAUGUGUGCUGAUAAAUUACGACACAGAGUCCGGCGAAAUUGAAUUUCGACACUACAGUCUGAAGGUCGUCCCUGUUGGGAUGAGCCGAGGAGUCAAGAAGCUGAUGCAGGAGCGGUUCCCCAACAUGAACAAGCUGGAGGACAUCAGUGAGCUGCUGAUGAAGGGGGUGAAUCUCUCAGAGAGUGAAGCGGAACAAGACGGAGAACACAACAUCACCGAGCUGCCGCAGGUUUACUCUGGCCGAGGCAACAUGGCGUCCCAGCAGAGCGCCGUCCGACUGACGGAGAUUGGUCCUCGCAUGACUCUGCAGCUAAUGAAGAUACAAGAAGGCAUGGGAGAGGGAAACAUCCUUUAUCACGCCAUGAUCUCCAAGACAGAAGAGGAGAUACAGGAGAUCCUGAACAGGAAGGAGGCGCAGCUUAAAGACAAAGAGGAUCGUCGGAAAAAGCAGGAGCAGAACGUUGCUCAGAAGAAAGAGAAACAAGAAGAGAACAAGAAAAAGAGCCUGGAGGGCAUUAAGAGGAAACUUGCCGAGGCUGAAGAGGACAGCGAGGUGGAGGAUCCGGGCGCUCAGAGCAACCAGCCAGCUGCUGUUGAGUCUGACGAUGAGGUGGAGUACUACAGACAGGCUGUCGGACAGGAGCCAGAUGAAGACAUGUUCCCUAGUGCCAAGAGGAGGAAGAUGUCCUCUGGUCAACCGCCAAGAAAAGACAGAGAUGCCAGACCACCGAAGAGAAACGGUCCCGGAGGGAAAGGACGGAAGCAGUCCAGGGACGGGGAGAAACCGUUUGGAAAGAAAACGAGGCCUGGAGGAAAGACUUUUGGAGCAAAGAAAGCUGGAGAUAGGGAGAAGAAAUUUGGUGGGAAGAAGAGAUUUGAAGGGAACAAAACAUUUGGUGGGAAUAAAAACAAGGACAAGUCAUUCAGAGCUAAAGGUCAGAAAGCCAAGCCGGGCUUCAAGAAGAGAGGUGCAGGAGCGAAACAAGGCUUCAAACAGAGGAAAGGAAAAGGCAUUUUGCACGCUAUGACUUGUGUGAAAGCAGCAGGGAGACAGGAUAACCUUUUGACAGAAACCAAGAUGGUGCACAACUUCACCAAGUGUGAGAGGUUUCAGAUCGCCCUGCUGCCCUCGGUGUACGGGAUCGAGUUCAUUUUGGCCCUGGCAGGAAAUCUCUUCGCGCUGUGGCUGCUGGUGGUCAGAGAGCGGAGAAACUGGCACACCGGCGUCGUCCUGUCGUGUAACCUCGCCAUCAGUGACUUGCUGUACGUCCUGACGCUGCCUUUGCUGAUUGCCUACUACUCCAAGGAGAAGCACUGGAUAUUUGGCAACAGUGUGUGUAAAAUCGAGAGGUUCCUUUUCACCUGCAACUUAUACGUGAGCAUCUUCUUCAUCAUGGCGAUCAGCGUGAACCGAUGCGUGGCCCUCAAGUGGCCCUUCUUCACACGGUCUCACGUGAAGCCUGUCCACGCCAAGGCCGUCAGCGUCGUCAUCUGGAUCAUCGUUGGAGUCAUUUCCUGCCCUGUGCUGACAUUUUCCACCACUUGUGAGCGCAAUAACAAGACUCUGUGUGUGUCCUUCUGUGACAAGACUCUGGGGGAUGAGAGACCUCAUCUGACCUACAAAAUGUUUCUCGCUGUGUUUGGGUGUCUGGUUCCCUUCGUGGUUACUUUCAUUUCCUACUGUGUGGUGAUUCAGGUGGUGUGGAAGAAUGUCAGCAUAACCACUCUGGACAAACGCAAGGUGGCCCUGCUGGUUGCGUCAGUGCUUGUGCUAUAUGCCAUUUCCUUUGUGCCAUAUCACGUCUUUCAGGUCCAUCACCUGUAUAUGAAACUCAACGGCAACAAUGAUGUUUGCUGGGUCUACGACAUGUACCAGGUGUCCAAGGGACUGGCUGCUCUGAACAUGUGCAUCCAUCCGAUCCUUUACGUGGCCGUGUUUGACAGUAUAAGAGUGGCCUGUUGUGGGAAAAACCUGGAGGACAAUAACAGUACAGAGAUGAGAAUGUAGAUUUGCUCCUUGACAACUGCUCUGUGAAGUACAUUAUCAUUUCAUGCUGUAAAAAUUAAGCUAAUUUCAUACCAUAUAUUUUUUUACACAGGUGAUUUUGAUUUUGCCCAUCUUAUUGUUGUUAUUUCUGACAGUUAUUGCAGUGCAGUAUUUAACCAUCUGCAAUAAACAUUUCUUUGCUUU